Paraglomus occultum is the source of this 1374-nucleotide messenger RNA. The record is from the annotation of a GenBank genome assembly. Lineage: Eukaryota; Fungi; Glomeromycota; Glomeromycetes; Paraglomerales; Paraglomeraceae.
AUGGAAAGUAUUUUAGAGCAACAACGUAAAGCUCACGAAGAGAUUGAGCGACUGGAACAAGCCAUAGUAGAUCAGUUUAUGAGAGAUCCGAAAUCACACAAAGAACGACUAACAAGAGAGCAUCGUGUAAGCGAUUUUCUUGACAGGAUCAGUUCUCGGAGUAAGUUUCUCUACGAACUUUACGAUGAUUCUGAUGGAGCCCGUAAAGCUGAAAUAGAUGCUUUGUCUGGUUCUUCAGAAUUCAGUGAAUUUUAUGCGAGACUAAGAGCUAUAAAAGAUUAUCACAGACGGUAUCCUAACGAAACAGUCGAGCCGCUAGAAUUGGAGUUUAUAAAUCAAGCCAAGCAGAGCAACGAGGAUGAUGACCUUGAUAAACUGUUUUCUGGUGAAGAAGCCUUCGGUCGGUUCUUGGAUCUUCAUUCUCUUCAUGAGAAGUAUGUUAAUUUGAAGGCAGUGAAGAAGUUGGAUUAUUUAAGUUAUAUAAGUGAAUUUGAUCAUUUUUCUGAAUAUUCCAAAGAAUACAAGAACGGCGAAUAUGUUGAGUAUUUAAACGAGUUAAAGGCAUACCUAGAAGGCUUCUUUGCCCGGGUAAAACCACUCUCUAAUUUAGAUGAAAUACGCAAACAAACAGAAAAUGAAUUUAAUGCUCGAUGGCAACAAGGCAAAUUCCCAGGAUGGGAACGACGAUUCGGUCAAGACGAGUUGACAAGUGAUUUAUUCUGCGUUGCUUGUCGGAGAUCAUAUGCUAAGCGAACAGUGUAUGACGCUCAUUUGAAGAGUAAGAAGCAUAUAAAAGCAGCUAAAGCAAUGAUGGAACAAGGUGUUGUUGAAAUAGAUAAUGAAACGCGGGAGAAAUUACGGAAACAAACUGAAGACGAAAAAGAGAAUAAAGAAAGACUGACUGCAUUUACCGAAGCUCUAAUACAAAAAUAUGCCGAGAUACUUGGAACACAACGCGAAGAUACUAAAGCCAAUGUAGAGAGGAAACGAGCAUUGACUGAUAGAGAGCGCAGGUUACCGCUUGGAUGGGAUGGAAAGCCGAUUCCAUAUUGGCUAUAUAAAUUACAUGGAUUAGGCGUAGAGUAUCCGUGUGAAAUAUGUGGGAACUACGUUUACAUGGGACGAAAAGCAUUCGAUCGACAUUUUCAAGAGUGGCGACAUGCUCAUGGAAUGAGGUGUUUGGGUAUUCCGAAUACUCGACAUUUCCACGAAAUAACACUAAUAGAAGACGCAUACGCAUUAUGGGAGAAACUGAAGAGCACAAAUAAAAUGGACGAAUUUAAAGCCGAUACAAUGGAGGAAUUUGAAGACGAAGAAGGAAACGUAUUUAACAAGAAGACCUACGAUGAUUUAAAGAGACAAGGCUUGAUUUAA